Lotus japonicus is the source of this 384-nucleotide messenger RNA. Its product is annotated as auxin-induced protein 15A-like. The record is from RefSeq and is a predicted model, not a curated record. The transcript has a single exon. The coding region runs from base 1 to 384 and encodes 127 amino acids. Gene Ontology annotation, biological process: response to auxin. NCBI's taxonomy places the organism in Eukaryota, Viridiplantae, Streptophyta, Magnoliopsida, Fabales, Fabaceae.
AUGGGUCUCAAGCAGCUCAUGAUGCGAUGGAAACACAACAAUGGCAUUGGCAGCUAUCACUACUCUUAUUCCAAACUUUGCAAUACAAUUGACCCUCCUAAUUCUAAACAUCCAUAUCUACCCAGGGGCUGUGUUUUUAUCCAUGUUGGACCCCAAUGCGAGCGUUUCACCGUUCCUGUGCGCUUCCUGAACCUCCCUAUCUUCCAGGAUCUUUUCGAGAAAGCUGCGGAAGAAUUUGGUCUUGAUGAAGGCAUCAUGGGAUUGGUACACAUUCCUUGUGAAGUGGCUUUCUUUGAAGAAAUCAUCAAGCACCUCAACAAAGAUGAGCAUAAAUAUGGAAAUUUUUCUUUGGAAGAUUUUGCCAAUAUGGUUUCAUGUGCUUAG